Molecule: messenger RNA, 5644 nt
Organism: Microtus oregoni (creeping vole)
Lineage: Eukaryota; Metazoa; Chordata; Mammalia; Rodentia; Cricetidae
Product: BRCA2-interacting transcriptional repressor EMSY
Exons: 21
Coding region: 147-3983 (1278 amino acids)
Biological process (GO): regulation of DNA-templated transcription
Cellular component (GO): nucleoplasm
Source: RefSeq, a predicted model, not a curated record
UCUGUCGCCAUCUUGCCCCUUCUGAGGCACCGCAAACAAACCUAAUUCCUGGUGUCCCCUAGUCUUGGCGGAGGAGCCUUUUAGAUGAGCCCCGAAAGGCCGGGCAGGGAGGACAAGCUCUUUGGGGCUACCAGACAGAAGCAGCAAUGCCUGUUGUGUGGCCAACCCUUUUGGAUCUCAGCAGGGAUGAAUGCAAACGAAUUCUUCGAAAAUUGGAAUUGGAGGCAUAUGCUGGAGUUAUCAGUGCACUUCGUGCACAGGGGGAUCUCACCAAGGAAAAGAAAGAUCUUCUUGGAGAGCUCUCAAAAGUCCUUAGCAUCUCAACAGAACGCCACCGUGCUGAAGUUCGGAGAGCAGUAAACGAUGAACGGUUAACAACAAUUGCACAUAAAAUGAAUUUAUCCUUAUAUUUGGGUGAAAGACCAAGUUACAGUAUGUCUGGACCUAAUAGCUCUUCAGAAUGGUCCAUUGAAGGGCGUAGAUUGGUACCACUGAUGCCCCGGCUGGUUCCCCAGACUGCCUUCACUGUAACAGCAAAUGCUGUGGCCAACGCAGCUGUCCAGCACAAUGCGUCCCUUCCUGUGCCUGCAGAGACAGCCAGCAAAGAAGGUGUCAGCUGUUCAGAUGAAGAUGAAAAACCCAGAAAACGCAGGCGGACAAACUCUUCUGGUUCUUCUCCUGUGGUUCUGAAGGAAGUUCCAAAGGCUGUCGUUCCGGUUUCGAAGACUAUCACUGUGCCUGUGAGUGGCAGUCCCAAGAUGAGCAACAUUAUGCAGAGCAUUGCCAACUCCUUACCGCCCCACAUGUCACCUGUGAAAAUAACUUUCACCAAACCAUCCACACAGACGACAAACACAACCACACAGAAGGUUAUCAUAGUGACCACAUCACCAAGUUCAACCUUCGUGCCCAACAUUCUCUCCAAAUCCCAUAACUAUGCAGCAGUCACUAAGCUUGUACCAACAUCAGUCAUUGCGUCCACAACUCAGAAGCCACCUGUUGUUAUAACUGCAUCACAGUCCUCUCUGGUCACCAGUAGCAGCAGUGGCAACAGCAGUUCCACGCCAUCACCUGUUUCUAGUACAGUUGCAGUGACAGCUGUGGUGUCUUCCACACCGUCUGUGGUCAUGUCAACAGUAGCACAAGGUGUAUCCACAUCAGCAAUCAAAAUGGCAUCGACAAGACUUCCUUCCCCCAAAAGCUUAGUGAGUGCCCCUACCCAGAUUCUCGCACAGUUUCCUAAACAGCAUCAGCAGUCUCCUAAGCAGCAGCUGCAGCAAGUGCAGCAGCAGACACAGCAGCCCGUGGCCCAGCCUUCCUCAGGGUCUCAGCAGCAGCAGCCACAGCAGUCACCGUUGCCACCUGGCAUCAAGCCUACCAUUCAGAUCAAACAGGAGUCAGGUGUUAAAAUCAUCACACAGCAGGUUCAACCAAGUAAAAUCUUACCCAAACCAGUGACUGCAACUCUACCCACCAGUAGCAACUCCCCUAUUAUGGUGGUUAGCAGUAACGGUGCAAUCAUGACAACCAAGCUGGUAACUACUCCUACUGGUACUCAGGCAACCUACACCCGGCCAACAGUGAGCCCAUCCUUAGGUCGAGUAGCCACAACCCCUGGAGCUGCAACCUAUGUGAAAACUACCAGUGGGAGCAUCAUUACUGUAGUACCCAAAUCAUUAGCUACCUUGGGAGGCAAGAUAAUUAGCAGCAAUAUUGUUUCUGGAACGACUACCAAAAUCACUACAAUCCCAAUGACUUCCAAGCCCAAUGUGAUUGUUGUUCAAAAGACCACAGGAAAAGGAACGACCAUUCAAGGCCUCCCUGGCAAAAACGUUGUCACAACAUUGCUAAAUGCUGGAGGAGAAAAGACUCUGCAGACAGUGCCAGCUGGAGCAAAACCAGCUAUCAUUACUGCCACAAGACCCAUCACCAAGAUGAUUGUAACACAGCCCAAAGGACUAGGUUCCACAGUCCAGCCAGCAGCUAAAAUCAUCCCCACAAAAAUUGUCUAUGGACAACAAGGAAAAACGCAGGUUCUCAUUAAACCCAAACCAGUGACAUUUCAAGCUACAGUUGUUAGUGAACAAACAAGGCAGCUGGUAACAGAAACAUUACAGCAAGCAUCCAGGGUCGCAGAGGCCGGUAAUUCAUCUGCUCAGGAAGGAAAAGAAGAACCACAGGGUUACACAGACAGUAGUUCCUCUUCCACGGAGUCCUCCCAGAGUUCCCAAGAUUCCCAGCCUGUAGUUCAUGUAAUUGCUUCCCGGCGUCAGGAUUGGUCAGAACAUGAGAUUGCAAUGGAGACUAGCCCUACCAUAAUAUAUCAGGAUGUAUCCAGUGAAUCACAAUCAGCUACUUCAACAAUCAAAGCUCUGUUAGAACUCCAACAGACAACAGUAAAGGAAAAAUUGGAAUCUAAACCAAGACAACCCACUAUUGACUUGAGUCAAAUGGCAGUACCUAUUCAGAUGACCCAGGAAAAGAGACAUUCUCCUGAGAGUCCAUCCAUUGCUGUGGUAGAGUCAGAACUAGUUGCUGAAUACAUCACCACUGAACGCACUGAUGAGGGGACAGAGAUUACUUUUCCCCUUCUAGUCAGCCAUCGCUCCCAGCCCCAACAGCCUUCCCAGCCCCAGCGGACCCUGCUCCAACAUGUGGCUCAGUCACAGACUGCGACACAGACUUCAGUUGUGGUAAAGUCCAUCCCAGCGUCUUCCCCUGGAGCAAUCACCCACAUUAUGCAACAGGCAUUAAGCAGUCACACUGCUUUUACCAAACACAGUGAGGAACUUGGAACUGAGGAGGGUGAGGUUGAAGAGAUGGACACAUUGGAUCCUCAGACAGGUCUGUUUUACCGAUCUGCCCUGACUCAGUCUCAGUCAGCUAAACAGCAGAAACUUAGCCCCCAGCUGGAGCAAACUCAGCUGCAAGUGAAGACUCUGCAGUGCUUCCAGACCAAGCAGAAACAGACCCUCCACCUGCAGGCAGACCAGCUCCAGCACAAGCUCACGCAGAUGCCCCAGCUCUCCAUCAGACAUCAGAAACUGAGUCCUCUCCAGCAGGAACAAGCACAGCCCAAGCCAGAUGCACCGCACACACAGCAUCCCGUGGUGGCCAAAGACAGGCAGCUUCCUACCUUAAUGGCACAGCCCCCGCAAACUGUAGUACAGGUGCUUGCUGUGAAAACCACGCAGCAGCUCCCUAAACUACAGCAAGCUCCAAACCAACCAAAAAUCUACGUACAACCCCAAACUCCUCAGAGCCAAAUGGCGCUCUCAACGUCAUCAGAGAAACAACCGGCAAGCCAGGUGGAGCAGCCAAUUAUAACCCAAGGAUCCUCUGUUACAAAGAUAACAUUUGAGGGGCGCCAGCCUCCCACAGUUACAAAGAUAUCUGGUGGCAGUUCUGUUCCUAAGCUGACGUCACCAGUUACAAGCAUACCUCCCAUUCAGGCCUCUGAGAAGACAGCAGUGUCAGACAUUUUGCAAAUGUCUUUGAUGGAAGCUCAGAUUGAUACAAAUGUAGAACAUAUGGUAGUGGAUCCCCCAAAGAAGGCUCUAGCCACCAGUGUGCUCGCUGGUGAGGCAGGAGCUUUGCCCUCCACCCACAUGGUGGUGGCAGGGAUGGCGAAAUGUAGAGAGUCCUGUUCAAGUCCAUCUGCUGUUGGCCCUUCCCUAACGACCAGAAAGCUGGAAGCAGCAGGAGUGCCUGCGACAGGCCAGUUCAUGCGUAUUCAGAAUGUAGGCCAAAAGAAAGCUGAAGAGAGCCCAACAGAAAUUAUCAUCCAGGCCAUUCCCCAGUAUGCUAUUCCUUGUCACUCCAGCUCCAACGUGGUCGUAGAGCCCAGUGGGCUUCUUGAGCUAAACAACUUCACCAGUCAGCAGCUGGAUGACGACGAGACGGCCAUGGAGCAGGACGUGGACAGUAGCACGGAGGAUGGGACUGAGCCCAGCCCCUCCCAGAACUCUGCCGACCGCUCCUAGUCUUCAGACACCCGAGUGCACUUUAAAGCCUGCUUGGUUACCAAGUGUCCAGGGAAACUUAGAAAAGCACUUUGCUCGUUUAGGCUGUGGACUUAGAAACACAGCGUUCCAAUAAGACGUUGCUGCAGGAGCAGCAUUUUAACAAGAUAAAACUCACGGAGGAAUGUACUUUUUAAGAAAUAGAGAAAAAGAAAAAAAAAAAAAGGAAAAGGUGCACACCCAUGGAGCCCUGGUGUCCUGCUGAAGCUGGGAGUGGAAAGAGACUUCCUGUGAGUGGGUCCCAGCUGCCUUCCACUGGGCAGAUGCCACCAGAGGAUAUGAAAAGGAAAAGGAGGAAAAUGUGGAGCGUUUGUAUUUUUGAAAUGAUGUAUCUGAACAUUCUUUCAAAAUCAUAUUUGUUUUUGCAUAUCCCUGGAGGUAUUGAUUUGAUUAACAUUUUACAUUUGGUCAGUUCAUGGUUAGUUUAUGGAGACCUAGGGAAGUUCUGGCAUUGACGAGUCCUUGCCAGAGGGUGGACAUCAGACCGCUGACUGGGAAGUGUUUGGGGUAGCUUGUAUAUGCUCCUUGGUUGUAUACUAAUUUAUUGUGGUAUUCCACACUUGCCUAUUUAUUUAAUGUAAAUGUUUCCAAGCAGGCGGAAUCCCUUCUCCUACAUGUCCUAGGAAGCCAGAUCACCUGGCUUUCCUACCUCCCUUCCCCCCUUUAAGAAGAUGGAUUAGAGGAGGUUUGGUCGCAAAGCAAAGGAAAAGACGUGUCUAGCCCAAAGGAAAUGUUGAGCAGUGUCGAGGAGAACGAACUCUGUCGUUCAUGCUCUCUUGACACCCAAGUUGCACACCCAUGUUGGACUGAGACUUUGAGAACAACUUUUACUACUUUUGUUUAAGCCCCUUUGAAAGUGUAUGGAAAAGUUCACUCGCAGAUCUAAAUGUAAUGUUUUUAAGUUUUUACUUUUCUAGGGAGCAGUUUGUUUACGUGCUGUUUUUUGGUCUUGUGAUUGCUGUCUAUCACAAGUUGAGUGAAGGGUAAGGGAUGGGAGGGAAAGAAUUUUGACAAGCUGUGGAAAAAGAAACUAUACUUUUCAUUUUUAAAAAGUGUAAAUAGAAAAGUUUUUAACGGUUUUAUAUGAAUUUCACUAUAAAUAAGCAUUUUAAGACUGACAGAUGUUGAACUGUAUAUACAUUUAUCAGCGUAACUGCCCAGGUUAUUUUGGUGCUGAAGUACUGUAAGUCGAAGUUACCAACUGCCUCCUCAUCUUCGCGUCUCCACCUGGGAAGCAGAGGCUGUGGAAGCCGCAGUGAAUGACUCACACCAGAGCGAGGGCAUCCGUCCCUGAGACACGCCUGCUCUUCUGCCAGGUGAUGGAGCUGUUGGGUAGCAUAUUAUUGUACAGAUUGGUUUCAGCCACUGUGGCUGUUUCUAGCUGAGACAGAAUCUAACCUCUCUCGGGUCAUAGGCAUCUUUAAGAAUGUGACUAAACUAUGAACUCAGUCACCAAAAACAUGCACAUGCCAGUACACACGUUAGAUUUUGCAUACAAUUUUCGGGGCUUGUGGGCUCCCAAGAGCAUCCGUGUAUUCCAGGUUCAACCCUCUGUUAUAGUCAAUCCAUUGCUUACAGGUGUAAGUUUUUAUAAAAUAAAAUGCCUUUUGAAUUCACGUGGA